CCACAAACUCGGCAGCAAACCUGAUGCUCUGGUUCCACCUACCUGGUCAUUGUGUAUCGCUCGCCGCCAUCUACGGAGUACAAGGUUCUUUCCAUGACACCCCCCAGUGUGGAGUUCUAUCCCCGCUUCAACAAAUUUUGGGCCUUAUAAGUAACGAUCGUCAUCCCCUGUCGACCAUCAUGAGUGCUUCUGCUGUCUCGGCAUCCUUUCUUAGCUGUAGUUCUGGAAUUACUGAGAUACAAUCCACCUAGGCGCUAUGUUGGUGUCCUCUUUGACGGUGCUGGCGUUCAUGUCCAGAGCCAAUGCUCUGGUUCGGCAUGAUGACGUGGGCCGAGUGCCUGCUCUGGGCUGGAAUUCGUGGAAUGCGUUCAAUUGCGAAAUCGACGCAGACAAGAUCCUGACGGCCGCCAACGAGGUGAUCGAUCUGGGGCUGAAAAAUCUCGGCUACGAGUACAUCAACAUUGAUGACUGCUGGUCUGUUAAGUCCGGGCGCAACAAGACCACCAAGCGCCUGAUCCCAGAUCCGGAUAAGUUUCCCGACGGGAUUUCUGGUCUGGUUGACCAGAUUCAUGCUCUGGGACUGAAAGUCGGCAUAUACAGCAGUGCCGGUCUCACCACCUGCGCUGGCUAUCCAGCGAGUCUUGGGUACGAGAAGAUCGACGCGCAAACUUUCGCCGAAUGGGGCAUUGACUACCUCAAAUACGACAACUGCGGCGUCCCCACCAACCAAACCGACAAAUAUACCGCCUGCGUUCCCGACAGCACCAACGACGGUUUCUAUCCCAACGGCACCUGUCCAGGGCUGGCAGACGCCGCCCCGGCCAAGUACGACUGGUCGACCUCGACGACAGCGAAGCGCUACCGGGCCAUGCGCGAUGCCCUUCUGAGCGUAAACCACACGAUCCUCUAUUCUCUCUGUGACUGGGGCCAGGCCGACGUGAACACCUGGGGCAACGCAACCGGCAACUCCUGGCGCACGACCGGCGAUAUCACGCCCAACUGGACCCGCAUCGCCGAAAUCGCAAAUGAGAACUCCUUCUACAUGAACUACGCCAACUUCUGGGGCCACCCGGACCCCGACAUGCUCGAAGUCGGCAACGGGAAUCUGACGCUGGCCGAGAACCGCGCCCACUUUGCCCUGUGGGCGGUCAUGAAGAGUCCUUUGAUUAUCGGUACUGCUCUCGACUCAAUCGACACCGCCCACCUCGCCAUCCUCAGCAACAAAGACCUCCUCGCCUUCCACCAGGAUCCCGUCGUCGGCCGCCCCGCCUACCCCUACAAAUGGGGUUACAACGCCGACUGGACCUUCGACCCCGCCCACCCCGCCGAGUACUGGUCCGGCCCAUCGUCGACCCUCAACGGAACUCUGGUGCUGAUGCUGAACUCGGAGGACCGCACGCAGACGCGCACCGCGUACUGGAAGGAGGUACCCGAGCUGCAGGGGCGGUACCGUCGUGGCACGCACCAGGGGCAGCAGCAGCAGGGGCAGCAGCGCCAUGGGACGGGAUUCCGGGUCCGGGAUGCUUGGACGGGGAAUGAUUUGGGGUGUGUGAGGGAUAAGUAUAGUGUCAAGUUGGCGAGUCAUGAUGCUGCUGUUUUGGUUGUUGGGGAUGUUUGUUGAUUGUGUAGGGCAAGAUUUCUAUUGAAAUUGCUGACGGGUGGAGGAUGGGGAUGUCUAGCGGGUAGUAGUAAAUGUUUGGUCUGUAAAGAGAUAGCCGUCUUUUCCAGCAAAUGGCAGGAAGAGCAUGUCUUAUGGGCUAUGUAUCGUUGCUGUUUCUAUCAAUCGCAAGCAACUAGGUCGUACAAACACAUAUCGUAUUUC
This is a messenger RNA of Aspergillus saccharolyticus JOP 1030-1, 1822 nucleotides long. RefSeq names its product glycoside hydrolase family 27 protein. Bases 257 to 1621 code for a protein of 454 amino acids. The record is from RefSeq and is a predicted model, not a curated record. Lineage: Eukaryota; Fungi; Ascomycota; Eurotiomycetes; Eurotiales; Aspergillaceae. Gene Ontology annotation, molecular function: hydrolase activity, hydrolyzing O-glycosyl compounds. The transcript has 7 exons. Gene Ontology annotation, biological process: carbohydrate metabolic process.